Messenger RNA from Gloeophyllum trabeum ATCC 11539, 879 nucleotides. RefSeq lists its product as uncharacterized. The coding region runs from base 1 to 879 and encodes 292 amino acids. Lineage: Eukaryota; Fungi; Basidiomycota; Agaricomycetes; Gloeophyllales; Gloeophyllaceae. The record is from RefSeq and is a predicted model, not a curated record. The transcript is spliced from 4 exons.
AUGGCUACAUCCCAGCCACCACCACUUCCUCUGGCUCCGGAAAUCCUUUAUAGCAUCAUCGCCGACGCUGUACUGUCGUAUUUACAAGGUCUGCUGAGCGAUAUGGAUGCUCCUCAGCACAAUACCUUGCUCGCCUUGACGCUCGCAUGCAAAUCAUUCCAGGACCACGUUGACGUAGUUCUCUCGCAUGCCCUUGGCUCGCCACAAAUCGCCGCAGGAAGGAAAGUCGCUGAACGGAUUGACUUAAAGCUUACCUGGUUUAUUCGUAUUGCACGACAGCACAUCGUGAAGGUAUAUGCCUUGAGCGACCAACCCGAGGCGGAACUGCCAGCGGAACCAGCACUGGUGGCAUUUGAAGAUACCUUUCUUGGAAUCUGUAUAGAGGCCACAAAAGUAAGGGUGAAACACCUGCAGGAUCAGCUCACAGGGCUUCAUAAUGCGUUCCCUGCUUUAUGCGACUACUGGCAGAAGAUACUGGACAAGACGAACGUCAUUUGCACACAUGCUGCCAGGAUUCCUCACAGUCUCUUGAGCAACCGAGCGCUCGGCGUUUCGGAGCCGGGCUGCAGGCUGUAUAAACUCAUCGCGGUGGCUGCUCUAUCCGGGGAACUCUUGCGGAGGAGCAAUGGUAGGUGGCGGGAGGCCCUAACUCAGGAUGAAGGGAGAACGGUGCGAGAUAGUCAAACAUGCAAGGACUUCAUUGCCAGGACAGACCUGGCAUUAUCAUUACUUGAGCUUGGACAGAUGGCCGGCGACUUACUAGGCAGACCUGAGCCGAUAUACAACAACUUCGUCUGCCCUUACCAUGAGCCAAGAGAACCCACAGACGAAGAACUUCGCGAAGCCUUGCAGGUAUGCCUGUUCUACCCCUUUUCCUAG